Molecule: messenger RNA, 3486 nt
Organism: Danaus plexippus (monarch butterfly)
Lineage: Eukaryota; Metazoa; Arthropoda; Insecta; Lepidoptera; Nymphalidae
Gene: rump
Product: heterogeneous nuclear ribonucleoprotein M-like
Exons: 14
Coding region: 148-1713 (521 amino acids)
Biological process (GO): regulation of mRNA stability involved in response to oxidative stress
Cellular component (GO): post-mRNA release spliceosomal complex; nucleus; cytoplasm
Molecular function (GO): mRNA binding
Source: RefSeq, a predicted model, not a curated record
UGUAACCUCAUGAUAUCGAUAGUUCGCCAUCUUGUUUUUAAAAUACUUUAGUAGGAUAAACCUUUUCGCGCGAAACUGUAGUUAUUUGCUAAAUUUUAACUUGAAUUAAAUUAAGGUCUGUGCAAUUUAUAUAUUCGUUAUAAGAUUAUGGACAGCCAAAGAGAGAAGGAGAGGGACCGGUCAAGACGAGGGGACAGACCCUCAAGGUUCUCAGAUGCACCGAGAGAUCGUUCCAACGACCGUGAUAGAUCGGAGGGGAAACGAUUAUUUGUCUCAAACAUACCUUAUGAAUUUCGCUGGACAGAACUAAAAGACUUAUUCAAAGAGAAGGUUGGUGAUGUAGCCUAUGUUGAACUUUUUAAUGAUGAAAAUGGAAAACCAAGAGGAUGUGGUGUUGUGGAAUUCUCAAAUUCUGAAGCUAUGAAGAAAGCCCUUUUUGUAAUGCAUAGAUAUGAAUUGAAUGGAAGGAAACUUGUUUUAAAAGAAGAAACAGAUUAUCUUUCAGGUAAUGAGAGAAACAGAUUAAACUCUGUCAGGUCUGGCGGUGGGGGUGGUGGGAGAAAUAUGAGAGAAGAUAAAGAUGGAUGGGGAGUUAACAAGCCAAGGGAACCAGAAAAUUUUAAUACUUAUGGUUUAAGUCUACAGUUCUUAGAAUCCAUAAAUGUGCAGCCGCCUUUAGUAAAAAAAGUUUUUGUUGCAAAUCUGGACUAUAAAGCAGAUAGAGCUAAAAUUAAGGAAGUAUUUAAAAUGGCUGGUAAAGUUAGAAACAUUGAUUUAGCUAUUGAUAAGGAUGGAAACAGUAGAGGCUUUGCUGUUAUUGAAUAUGAUCAUCCUGUAGAAGCUGUACAGGCAAUAUCAAUGUUUGACAAACAAAUGUUAUAUGAGCGUAGAAUGACAGUAAGAAUGGAUAGGGGAGUGACAGACAAAUCAGAGCUGAGAUUGCCAGAAGGUUUGAAAAGCAUUGGUAUAGGAUUGGGACCAAAUGGCGAACCCCUCAGAGAUGUAGCAAGAAACCUACCUCAGAAUACAUCCACAAAUAACUUGAGUCUUGGAAGUACAGGCUCUGCAAUAGGUGCUGGAGUUUUAGGUGCAGUUCCCACUGCUGGGGUGGGAUUGAAUGGUCUUGGAGCAAGCCUGUCAGCAAAUACUUUGGGAACCAAUGCUGCUCUUAGUAACAGUCUAGGCUUACAGGCCUUAGGACUGACUGGUCUUGGUGCCUUACAAAAUCAACUUCUUCAACAAGGUCUGACUGCAAAUGAUCUAGCCACAGUACUCACACAGGCCCAGGCUGCUAAUGUUAACUCCAACAACCUAUCUCUGGGUACCCCGGAUAUGGGUAGUGGUGUACUCGGAAAUUCAGGCUUGGGCAAUAACGUUCUGGGCGCAAAUUCCUCUUUAAGUAGUGGGUCACUUUCAGGGACUAAUCGUCAGAUGGGCAGUGUGACAGUCCCAGGACAAGGGUAUGGCCGUGAUGGACAACAGGGGAGAGAUAAACAAUCAGAUAUUGUCAUUAUUACUAAUCUUCCGCCAACAGUGACAUGGCAACUAAUAAGAGAGAAGUUCAGUGAGUGUGGUGAUGUAAAGUAUGCUGAGAUGACAGCACCCGAUACAGCUAUAGUAAGAUUCCAUAAAGAGUGGGACGCCGAGAGAGCUGUCAAAAUGUUUGACAGGACCCGUAUUGAUGGCAGGACCAUAGACGUUAGAUUUUUCUGAAAGAAAAAAAUAAAGGAAUGUGGUAUUGAAGUUGGUCUCUUGGUCGAAAACAGCUUGUCAUCAUCGUCUUACAUCUGCUGCGUAAAAUGUUCCAUUUUUUUCCCUAGUAAUUCUCUCUUCAUAGGCGUUUAACUUGACAAAUGUAUUUAGGUUAGUUUAGUUUAAGUCUCAUGAUUUCUGUGUACGCCAGCUGGUCUAAUAAAUGAGUCAUUUUUUAUAAUAGCCACGAUAACUCAAUUUUAUUCCAUUAACAAUAUUGUCUAGGCAUUUUAUGGUGUAACAGAUAUUAGGUUUAAUGCUUUUAAUUUAAUUAGUGAUUGUCCUGAUGAUGAGCAAUCAAGGUCGCUAAAUGUUUUUAUGUCGUGUAUUCUACGAGCUGGAUAUGGCUUUCGAAAAUGGGGUCGUUUAAUACAUUAAUAAAGUUGGACUAAUAAAAUACAUUGAGAUUUUUAAUAUUUUUGUUCUAAUUUUAAUUGACCAUCAAGUUUUUGGAAUUUUGUUACGAUAUGCUAUUUAUAUCAACAAAUUUCCUUGAAAAAAAGUGCUACAAAGCUAUGGUUAUGACUAUAUUAUGGUUGAUUGAAGUUGCCGAAUCAUAACAUUUUUUUUUAGCUUUUAUAUAUGUUCACUUUAAUAGGUUUACAUCCGAAUAUAUUAUGAUUAAGGAUGGGACUGCACAGAACACUUGGUAUUCUGAUUCAAAAUACAAUUUAGUGUCUAGUUAGUCGAAAAGCAUAGUUUGUUUUUCGUCACCUUUCACAUUUGCCAUUAUUGCAUGUGGGAAUUGCAUUUCUAAAUCAGAAUGAUGACUGUCUCGGGAUGAGAAGUGAGAAAUAUCAUUUUUGGGGCGAUUGAACUACAUUGAAUUUUCUGAGUUGACUAAAAUUGAUUUGGCUUAGGUGGCAAAAUAUUGAAUUACUGUUCCAAACUGCGUAAACUUAUUCUCGAAUGUGAAAAAUAUCGCUCACAUCUCGUAUUUCAUAUUUUAUUGCAUUUCUAACAUCCUACGGACACAUGUUGUCACCUACAAAUGACAGGGGAAAUAGGAAGAAUUGAACAAAUGCUCAUCAAGUUGCAUAUUGUAGGCAUUAUUUGCGUAACAUAUAAAUUCCGUUUGAAUAAAUCUAGAACUAAUAAAAAUCAUUGCAAGUUGAAAUUUUGGUAAAGUAUAAGUGUUGGUGCAUCGUCAUUCGUCGUCCAACUUUGAACUUUGAAGAAGGGAUAUCUUAAGGCCAAUGUUCUUCGCCCGCAUUGAACGCGUUUUGUUUUAAUGAAUAGAAAUGGUUUUACGAAAAUCAUGGGCACAAAAAUGAUUUGACAAUGUUAUUUUGGACAAUAUGGAAGAAGCGUUGCUUUGUAGAAAUUUGGAUUGACAAACGGUUAAACAAGCAAACCUUUCCAAAAAUUCAUUGCACCAAACAGAGGUCAAAGGAUAUGAGGGUAUGAUGAGAUUUACAUAAAAAUAAAUGAUAUUGAACAUGCGAUUCACAUUCACAUUGAUAGUAAGUAAAAGUUUAUUUAAAUCUUAAAUGAUAGGCAAAAACGGACAAUUAAUGAGAUUUUGUCACAAAAAUGUAAGUUGGUUUUUACAAACCACUAAAAAAACCAUCGUAAAAUAUUUGGAAUCUUUAAUUUAGUGCAUAUACAGUUAGUUGUAGGAUGUGCUAAAAAAUGUUUAUUUUUUCGCAGGAGGAGACCAGAAUAUUCAUUUCAAUAUAUUUAAUAGCAUUUGUCUAAUACAUGUAUGUAUACGAAAUAAAUAUUGAUUUAUUA